CAUCUCACUCCUCCCCUCUGAAUCCUUCCCACUGCAGGGAGCUGCUGAGGAGCCACAUGGUCCAUCCCUGGAUUCUCCAAGCAGUGACUGCCCAUCCAUGCUGACCACAGCCAGGGGCCACAUCCCACUGCCUGCCCAGUGUCCAUCCAUGGAGGUGACCACCGUGUCCCCUUUCUUCACCUCACCAAACGAUGGACCUGGUCAGUGUGAGAUCAAUGUCUCCAGCGUGGCCAUGCACUUUGUGACACUGCUCAUCGGCCUCUGUGGGCUGGCUGGGAACGGGACUUUCCUCUGGCUCCUCCUCAUUGAUGCCAUCACUGACUUUGUGGCUUUCAAUCAGGCCAGCAUCGACUUCCUCUUCCUCAUCUUCAUGGUCCCCUCCACUCUGCUCUUCCUUGUGGAGGAAGUGUCCUGCUCUGCUCUAAUAUCCCCAAUGUAUUUGAGCUUGCUUUCCCAGCUGUCACUGUUCACCUACACCAUGGGGCUGUUCCAGCUGAUGUUCAUCAGCAUCGAGAGGUGCAGGUCCAUCCUCUGCCUGUUUUUCUGUGUUGGGCAACAGUCUGAGCAAUUGUUGUGGGUGGUGAUGAGUGCCCUGUUCUGGGCUUUGUUCUUUGUUGUCACCGCUGUCAAUCCCACAGUGACUUCCCUGUGCCAGUCACACGAACAGGAGAAGUGCCAGGUGGCUCUCACCUCCAUGUACGCCCUCAACCUCUUCCUAUUUGCUGUACCUAUGGUCAUUUCCAGCACAAUCCUCUUCAUUCAUUUCAAGCCUGGAUCCCAAGAGCCACCCAAGAAUCUGGACAUCGUUAUCUUCCUUGUUGCACUCUUCAGUCUGCCCCUCAGUCUCUGGUCAUUCCUGCAGCAGCUCGGUUACACGGCUGUGCCCUCCCAGGUGGUUUUCCUGCUCACCUGCAUCACCAGCAGCAUCAAACCCUUCAUCUACUUCUUGGUGGGGAGCUGGAAGAGAGCCUACUCCAUGAGAAGCUGCUGGAGACUCUGUUAG
Messenger RNA from Pyrgilauda ruficollis (rufous-necked snowfinch), 1003 nucleotides. RefSeq names its product mas-related G-protein coupled receptor member D-like. The record is from RefSeq and is a predicted model, not a curated record. The coding region runs from base 98 to 1003 and encodes 301 amino acids. Gene Ontology annotation, cellular component: membrane. Gene Ontology annotation, molecular function: G protein-coupled receptor activity. The transcript has a single exon. Gene Ontology annotation, biological process: G protein-coupled receptor signaling pathway. NCBI's taxonomy places the organism in Eukaryota, Metazoa, Chordata, Aves, Passeriformes, Passeridae.